GUCACCUGCGUUGGUUGUCCCCUUCGGCAUUCUACUGGAUCCGCCGUGUCCACCAGAAGGCCAUUUGUUUCCAGCCUUCCUUCUGAUGCAGAGCGAACUAUGCAUCAUUCGGCCUCCCCCUCUUCUUCAUCAACUUCGGCUACGACUUCUCGUAAUUCAGCCCCUCAUCACAAAACAUCGGCAACGGACUUUUCUCUGGCAAGGAUAGACUCCAUGGCACCCUCAGGAUCCAUUACUGAAAUACCCAUGCAACAGCAGCAGCAGCGACAGCAACAACAGUCUUCCUCAGUGAUUUUUCAUACCAUUUCUGGAAUCUCAUCCACAGGAAGAUCACUCUCCUCUAUAGUCUCUUCAGGGCUACAGAGACCUCGACAUAGAAUCAUGGAAUUGCUUCAUACAUUUGACGCCUCUGGCUUUGUUUCGUCUGCUCGUAACACAUUCUCCACUACUAGCGAUAUAGUUUUUUCUCCUCUGACUGCACAGGCGGUAAAAGGGGACUUGACAGGAAUUGCAUCCCUGACAGGUCUGUCAAGUAUGGCACCACAUUUGAUGGCAACACAAUAUUUACGACGUGCUACCGCCAAUGCUCAGGCAUUAGCCCUUACAGGAUCACGUCAGGCAACACUCAUCCCUGCAGAGCAACUACUGAAAGAGGAAAUUCCAGAUUCAGCAUCGAGGGUAUCCUUGUUCCAAGGGUUCAAAGCGACAUAUCCAAGACAUCAUCAACCAUAUUCGAAGGAUCGAAAGAAGGGCAAUAGUCAACACAGAGGAAGAAAAAAUGGUUUUGGGGAAGUGGACGAGGAUGAUCCGAGCAAAGCGUUUUCGUCAUUGUUGAACGAACGAGAGCGAACGAUCAAAGAGCAGGUCAAAUUGCAGACCCAAAAGGCUCUCGUUCAGUCAGAACUAGCACAAGUGACUGCAUCUAUCAAGACACUGAUGGCUAAGCAAACCAACCUUGAGUACAAACUUAGUAAAUUAACAGAGCGUGAAGAUGAUUUGGCUGACACCUUGGAAGAUUUGAAUGGGACGCUGGCUUCGAUUUCAGAGAGGACAAAUGCACAGAAUGUUGGACCUUUGGAAUUGGAGUAUAGAGGGGAGUGUCACGACUCUGGGACAUGCAUGCACGUAUUUUAUGGACAUGACGGGAUCAUCACAUCUUUGGAUUUGAAUGGCCCCUAUAGUACAUUGGUAACUGCAUCGAAGGACAAUACGACGCGCAUUUGGGAUCUCUCCACUUUGAAGUGCUUGGGUCAAUUACCAGGUCAUGAAGACUAUGUUCAAUGCAUGCAACUCGUCCAGAAUACACUUGUAACAGGUUCCAGAGAUAAUACUAUCAAAAUAUGGGAUCUUACCGAUAUUCACCAUACACAGGUGGUUCAAGACAGGUCUGCAUUGUCGUCCGAAACUAACUAUCGAUCCGACAAAACUAAUGGGGCCUCAUCUAUUAUUGCCGGAGAGCAUUCCAGUCCACCAAUGGGCGCAUUAGUGGUAUUGAACGAUUGCUGGACAAACACAAUUAGUGGACAUACUGGGCCAGUGAGCUGCUUAUAUUUCGAAGAUAAUAAACUGCUUUCUGGAUCCAAUGAUAAAACAAUUAAGGAAUGGGAUUUGACAACUGGACAAUGUGUAUUAACAAUGGACUUGCUCUGGGCAAUGGGGUCUUCCAACUCGCGGGCAGAUUGGAUGGAUUAUGACCUUCAGAAUCACAACUUUGUGGGAAGUCUGCAGUUCUGGCAAUAUGCGCUUUGUAGCGGCACGAUUGAUGGUGGUCUUCGUAUGUGGGAUCUCCGCACUGGCCAAUCGCAUCGCACGCUUAUUGGUCACACGGGGCCUGUAACCUCAUUGCAGUUUGAUGAAUAUCAUGUUGUUAGUGCCAGCAUGGACAAGAGUAUUAGGUUAUGGGAUCUCAGAACCGGAGGUACACAGGAGAUUUUGCAGUACGAGGAUUCUGUCAACAGUUUACAGUUUGACAUGUCUAAGAUAGUUGCCGCCUCUGGAAAGAGCCUUAAGAUUUACGACCGUGUUGCACAACAGCACUCGUACUAUACGGGACACACGAAUGCAGUGAAUUGCGUACGGUUUAGUGACUCAGUGCUGGCAUCUGGCGGACAGGACUCGACAGUUCGGUUAUGGAGUCAAUGAUCAAUGAUCAAUGGUGAAUAAAACACGAUAAAUAAUAAAAAUAAUAUACCA
This is a messenger RNA of Lobosporangium transversale, 2193 nucleotides long. RefSeq names its product WD40-repeat-containing domain protein. Gene Ontology annotation, biological process: negative regulation of transcription by RNA polymerase II. The transcript has 9 exons. NCBI's taxonomy places the organism in Eukaryota, Fungi, Mortierellomycota, Mortierellomycetes, Mortierellales, Mortierellaceae. Gene Ontology annotation, molecular function: protein binding. Gene Ontology annotation, cellular component: transcription repressor complex; nucleus. The record is from RefSeq and is a predicted model, not a curated record. The coding region runs from base 100 to 2142 and encodes 680 amino acids.